CUAGGAGAUGCAAAAGCAAACCCGCAUCUCUCUCUGAGAAAAAGAGAGAAAGAUUCUCGGCACCCGGAAAACAUCAGCGUCAUCAUCCUCAACAAUCCACAAUCCUACAAAAUCCACUUUUUUUUUUACCGUUGAACCCCUUUUGCCGCCAAAACCCACACCCCCUGUCAACCGUCUGAUCAGAACCCCACAAUUUUUGUGGGUCCCUUCUCCUGUGGACCCCGCGAAUACCCUUCCAAAGAGCAAGAAAACGAACUGUCUCCUUCCUUGAUCCACACCAUCCGUUCAUGGCCCCUCCAGUAAUAACUUUGAGUCCACCCAAAGCGAUUAGGAUUCCAGAUGGGUAGUUUGUGAAUUUUGGGUUUUGAUUGGUUUUCCUGAAUCUGGGAAUUCUCAGUUCCCAUUUCUUCAACAAACUUGAUCUGGGUUUUGUUUCUUUUCUUUGAUUUUUUUUUUUUUUUUUUUACUUUUGCUGUUUGUUGUUGUUGCGGCAGCUGUGGGUGUUCUCGCUUUUUGAAGAACCAGCUCCCCAUUUCUCGAUCUACCUUGUGUUGCAGUUACUGUUUUCUUUGUUUUUACUUUCAUAUUCUUUGUAGAUUUAUAGAUUUAGACUCCUGGGUGUUUCUUGGUUUUGUGAAUAGGCUUUGAGGAGUGGGAACUGGGGUUGGAGAUGUUGGGUGGGAUGAAUUUGAUUACUACUGUUAUUGGGUUUGGGAUGAGUGCCACUUUUAUUGUGUUUGUAUGCACAAGAUUGAUAUGUGGGAGGCUCCGAGGGGUCGAGUCGCGGCAGAUGUUCGAAAUUGACUCUAGGAUCGAUCUUGAACAGCCAGAGCAUCGGAUUAGUGGCCUUGAACCUGUUAUGGUUGCUGCAAUCCCAACAAUGAAGUUCAACCGGGAGGCUUUUAGUUCUGUGGAAGAUGCACAGUGUUCAAUAUGUUUGGGUGAGUAUCAAGAGAAAGAGGUAUUGAGAAUCAUGCCCAAAUGUGGACACAACUUUCAUCUCUCUUGCAUUGAUGUAUGGCUAAGAAAACAGUCUACUUGUCCAGUCUGCCGGCUCUCGUUACAAGACUCUUUUGAAACAAAACACGUGAGGCCAGAAGCAUUUGACACGGCCCAAUCUGUUGACAGUCCUGAGAUUUCUGUAGAUCGUUCUCAUCAGUGGCUGCUUCCUGGGCCUGAGCGUUCAGUGGAGAAUGGAACUAACCAAGUGCACCAUGAAUCCAUACCUGGAUAUCCAGAGCCUGCACAAUCUGGAGAAGAAGGAGCAAGACGAUGAUCAAGGCAAAGAAAUUGACCUGUUCCAGAGGGCUUAUAUGCCUUUGCUUCUUGAGAGCAAUGCUUCAAGCGAAUAUGUAAUGAGUGAGUCAUGAUCCAUCGGCGAUCAAUGCGAAAGGUUAAAAAUGGGAUUCUGAGUCCUCAAGGUGUAGAAAAUGGGAUUCUUCUACCUUAUUUGCACCCUAGAUUUUCCUUUGUUGUAUGCUAGUGAUUAGAGAUGCUUCUGAAUCACUCUGACAAAGUUCUCAGAAUUCUGAAAUCUUUCAAAUAGAAACUUAAAUUAUAAUUGACAUUUUGCUGCUGCAUUUAGCUAGUUUAGUCCUGUAUUUUAAUGUUCCUGAAUACUGUAAAUGGUUUCAGACUGUUUCCAAAA
Messenger RNA from Vitis riparia (riverbank grape), 1648 nucleotides. RefSeq names its product RING-H2 finger protein ATL38-like. The transcript has 3 exons. Lineage: Eukaryota; Viridiplantae; Streptophyta; Magnoliopsida; Vitales; Vitaceae. The record is from RefSeq and is a predicted model, not a curated record. The coding region runs from base 671 to 1276 and encodes 201 amino acids.